Molecule: messenger RNA, 1476 nt
Organism: Solea senegalensis (Senegalese sole)
Lineage: Eukaryota; Metazoa; Chordata; Actinopteri; Pleuronectiformes; Soleidae
Product: galectin-8-like
Exons: 9
Coding region: 54-992 (312 amino acids)
Molecular function (GO): carbohydrate binding
Source: RefSeq, a predicted model, not a curated record
AUAUGCGGAAGUAAACAGUAGAGGUAACGGCGCAGAUCCGCGCGGCGGUCAAAAUGUUCGUUUCCAGCUCGAGACAGACGUUUUUAAAGCCGGUGAUUCCCUUCGCCGGGACGAUCCUCGGUGGUUUGUGUCCAGGUGAGAUGGUUCUCAUCCAGGGUUCAGUUCCGUCAGACUCUGACAGGUUCCAGGUGGACUUCACGUGUGGCAGCAGCAUGAAGCCGCGCGCCGACGUGGCGUUUCACUUCAACCCGAGGUUUCGCAGGUCGCCGUGCGUCGUGUGCAACACGCUGCAGAAGGAGCGCUGGGGCCGCGAGGAGAUCCUGCGCCAGGCGCCGUUCACCGCCGGCGAGGCCUUCGAGCUCGUCGUCCUCGUCCUCAGAGACGAAUUCAAGGUGGCAGUGAACGGUGCCCACCUGUUGCAGUACAAACACCGUGUGGCGCUGGAGCGCAUCGACACACUCUGUAUCUCUGGAAAGGUCAGCGUUGGAGCUGUGGGCGUGGUCCCGCCUGCGUCGAUUUCUCCGGCUGCCAGUCCAACCAAUCAGGACUCAGAGAGGAAGGCAAUAAUUUCCUUGUCGGGAAACUUGCUGGUUCCGUUCACUGGUAACCUUAGCGACGGCCUCAAAGUGGGACGAAGCAUCUCCAUCAAAGCAGAAACUAAUGAAAACGCUCGCAGUUUCUGCGUGAACCUGCGACCUUCAGACGGCGGCGACAUCGUGCUGCACCUGAACCCUCGGCUCACAGUCUCCGCCUUCAUCAGGAACUCCUUCCUGCGCGAGAGCUGGGGCAUCGAGGAGAAGACGCUGGACUCGUUCCCCUUCACAGCUGGACAGUACUUUGAGAUGAUCGUCCGAUGUGACUCGCACUUCUUCAGAGUCGCUGUGAACGGAACCCACCUGCUGGACUACAAACACCGGGUCCAGGACCUGGACCGGAUCACAGUGGUGGAGGUUCAGGGAGACGUCCGUCUGCUGGACGUCAAGAUCUUCUGAUCACACACACACACAGGAAGUGCCUGCUGCUGCAAUAUUACACCAGACCAGCAGGGGGGCGUCUCAGGGUCGAGGAGACGUUUAUUUCUGGAAAUGCUUCAUUACAUUACAUUACAUUACAUUACAUUUACUUUUAUCCAAAGCAACUGACAAUAACAGCUUCACUGAUUGGUUGAUUGAAGAGCAGAUGACACACCCCCUUAUCAACUCUGUGUGAAAGAUGCAUCGACGAGGAUGACGUCACGCGCUGAGAAGACGCCAGAGGACGCGUCCCCGACUCCGAGGGUAAUUCAUGACUAAACAAAUGUCAUUUGAUAACUUCUCUUUCACACGAGUCACGCGUGGAUUUGAAUGUUUUACAUCAUGACGAUGAUGAAGAUGAAGACGCAAACCUGGAAGAUUCUGGUGAUUUUGAAUAUUUCGCUUCAGAUUAAAGAAAAACUGUCAUUUGUUUACAAAUAAACAGCGAAUGAAAAUUCGAAAA